Messenger RNA from Cinclus cinclus, 5331 nucleotides. RefSeq names its product AT-rich interaction domain 3B (gene ARID3B). Gene Ontology annotation, cellular component: nucleus. Bases 1174 to 2739 code for a protein of 521 amino acids. NCBI's taxonomy places the organism in Eukaryota, Metazoa, Chordata, Aves, Passeriformes, Cinclidae. The transcript is spliced from 7 exons. Gene Ontology annotation, molecular function: DNA binding. Gene Ontology annotation, biological process: regulation of transcription by RNA polymerase II. The record is from RefSeq and is a predicted model, not a curated record.
UAGGUGCUCAGUUAUUUUAGAGCCUGUUUCCGGCCGGUUUUUACCAAAAUAAUAGUCUUGUUUGUUUUUUUCCCGAGCAAACGGGUGGCAGGAGCUCAGGGCUUGUUUUUGGGGUUGGUUUUUCCUUUGUUUCCCUGAGCUGGCUGUGUUUUGAUACCCACCCUCAGUCGCGGGAUGGGAUGUGUUUGGUCACUUUUGGAUGUGUCUGAUCACCUUUCCCCACCCCACCCCCCCCCAAAGGAGGACAAUCCAUGCCAGCAGGGCCGGUGGGAGACACAAAGUCCAAACUGAGCGGCGCCGUGACUUUUUCCAGGAUUUAUCCCGAGCUCUGCUUCCAGCCGGGGGCUGUUCUGUCGGGCUUUGCUCAAGUGCUGGCUCAGCAGGUCAGAAAUGGAGAGCUGGGAAAGCUCACAGGCUCCUCAGGCUGGGAAAAAUCGAAAGAAGGGCAGGGACGGGGCUUAGGAUGCCUUGGGAAUUCUGGGAUCCUGAGGCCGGAGUUGCUCGGUGUUUUGCUGUGCUCCCAUCUGAAAAACAACGCCGAAAUUUAUUUAUUUUAAAAAUUAUUUUAUUUAUGUUUUUAGGUUGUUGGGGUUUUUUUUUUUUUUGUUUUUUUGUUUUUUUUUUUAAGAAGCGGCAGGGAUUUAGCCACGGAGUGAGAGCACAGAAGAAUUUAGGGCUAGCCCCGCGUGACAAAUCCCUGCCUGGUAUGUGUGUGUGUGUGUGUAUAUAUAUCUAUAUUUUAAUAUAAAUAUGGUCAGGCUCAUCCUGGCUGUCUCCUUUUAAGGCAGUAUUCCAGGAGCACCAAAUCCCCAACCUGCCCUUCCAGCAGCAGUUCUUUGGGAAGCGUGGCAGCCUCGUUGCCCGCACAAAGGCGUUCGGGACGGUGUCUUUGGGGCAGAGGGAGCAGAGCGAGCUCCCGUCUCGAAAACACAAUUAAACAAUCUGCAAACUGAAUGGUGGCCGGAGCCCGAGGCUGUUAAACGCGGAGCUGAUUGUUUCACGGUCUCCUGCACAGGAAAGAGCGCUGGCUUUGCGUUCUGUCCAUCCCCUUCCUGGGAAGGAAAAAAAAAAAAAAAAAGAUGAAAGCAGUGUGCGCUCUGUCUCAGCCCCGUUUGUCUCCCCGGCAGAUCCUGCGUGGCUCCCGCCGGGGCUGCCAGCCAUGCGCACGGCAGGAUGAAGCUGCAGGCGGUGGUGGAGCAGCUGCAGAAGCAGAAGCAGCAGCAGCAGCAGCAGCAGCAGCCCGCGGUGCCCAUGGAUUGCCGGGAACGCCGCCGGGAGCCGCAGGUGCCGUUCCCGACGCCGCCGCCCUUCCCUGCCCAACCCCGCGCCGGCCCCGCCGGGAUGUCACCCGCUGUCCCCUCGGGAUGUCACCCCCCUCCCUCCGCCGCCAGCCGGCCCUUGGAGCAGAGCGCCAGGAACUCCGAGGAUGAGGAGGAGGAGGACGACGAGGAUGACGAUGAAGAGGAGGACGAAGAAGACGGCGCCGAGCUGGAGGUGCCCGGCCGGGAAAGCUGCUCUGCCCUCAAGUAUUUCCGUGCUCCUAAAGCCGCCCAUCCCAACCAAAGAGUGGCCUCCAGCCCCGUGCCAGCCCUGGGGCACCAGCAGGGCAAGGAGGAGCAGGGCAGGGACUCUGCCAAGCAUCCCGGAGCUCCGGCGGGGCGCCCCGGCUGGCGCCUGGAGGAGCAGCUCAAACAGCUUUACGAACUUGACAGCGAUCCCGAGCGGAAGGAAUUCCUGGAUGACCUCUUCAUCUUCAUGCAGAAGAGGGGAACUCCCAUCAACCGGAUCCCCAUCAUGGCCAAGCAGAUCCUGGAUCUCUACAUGCUCUACAAGCUGGUGACUGAGAAGGGUGGGCUGGUGGAGAUCAUCAACAAGAAGAUCUGGAGGGAGAUCACCAAAGGCCUUAACCUGCCCACCUCCAUCACCAGCGCCGCCUUCACCCUGCGCACGCAGUACAUGAAGUACCUCUAUGCCUACGAGUGUGAGAAGAAGUCCCUGAGCUCCCCGGCCGAGCUCCAGGCCGCCAUCGACGGCAACCGGCGCGAGGGCCGCCGGCCCAGCUACAGCUCCUCCAUGUUCAGCUUCUCACCGUCCACGCCAGGGCCUCCUUCCCUGCUGUCCCCUCCCAAAAUCCGCUUCCCCAUCAUUGGCGUGGCGCCGGGCAGCGGGACCAGCAGCCCCCGGGUGUCACCGGCCGUUAGGAAAGGUGACGGCGUGCCCCUGACCGUGUCGAUGCCGAGCCGCAUCGCCGUGCCGGUGACCCUGGGUGGCCAGCAGGGCUCCGUGGCGGCCAGGACGGCCACGCUGGAGCAGCUGAGGGAGAGGCUGGAGGCGGGGGAGCCCCCGGAGAAGAAGGUGACGCGGAUGACGGAGGAGGAGCAGCGGCUGGUGCAGCAGGCGCUGCAGCGUAACCUGUUCACCAUGGCCCGGCAGAUCCCCAUGAAGAUCAAAAUCAAUGGGAAAGACAAGGCUGACACGGCGGCAGCGGCACUGAACCUGUCCCCCAACGGCAUCGGGAGCAUCAACAUGUCUGUGGAGAUCAAUGGCACCACCUAUGCUGGAGUGCUGUUUGCCCAGAAGCCCGUGGUGCAGCUCCUGGCCGGCUCGGGCACGCAGAGCUCGUGCAGCAGCAGCUCCAGCAGCUCCAGCAGCAGCUCCAGCAGCUCCCACUGCUCCCCCAGCCCUACCUCAUCGCGGGGCACACCCAGCGCAGAGCCCUCCACCAGCUGGUCCCUCUGACGGGCACGCCCGGCCCCGGGAGUGCACACAUACCUCAUCUCAAGGAACCUGCUCUCGUGGCUGGCCAGCAGCAGGAGGAAGGGGAGGAUGAUGAUGGUGGUGGUGGUGAAACCUUUCCAUGCCAGCGAGUUUUCCUUCAUCGUCUCUUUGUCCGGCCUGGUUUUGCUUUGUUGCCCCCCCUUUUCCUUCUUCCCUCGUGCUCUUCGUUGUCUCCUCCUCCCGGGGUUUGUGGUGUUCCCGUGGAAGUGGGGGCACACCCGGCGUUUCUCAAUCAGGGAUGGGCUCCGGGCGUGGCCGGGACCUCACCAGGGCAGGGAAAGGGCCGGGGCUGGGGCUGGGAAUCCUGGUCCUGCUGGAACCAGGGGCCUCCAGGGCUCUUCCCACCCACAGCUCCGUGUUUUGACAAUCCUGAGAGCCGGGGGGUGCCUGGCCCUGUUCUCCCAUGGCAAUAUUCUUGUGUUCCUUCCUGCUGUGUCCCCCCCAUCCUCCUCCUCUCCACGGUUUUGGCACCAUCGGCUGCUCGGUCCUGGCUGGUGCCACCUCACCCCUCGAGUGCUGAGUGUCCCUGUGUCCCCUGAGGAGUGACACGGACAGCCUGGGUGUGCUGGGGCUCCGUGUCUCACCCCUCCAGGCUCCCUGGAGCAGCUCUGGAAGCUGUGCAGGGCUGUGUGCCGAGCACAGGGGUGCUGGUGGGGAUGGCGAGUGUGGGGAUUUGGGGCUCUGAACAAACCCCCUUCCAGCUGUACCCCCGAGCAGGGCAGACCUGCUGCUCACCAGGGAGAAGCAGAGCGCAGGGAAUCCAGCCCUUCCUUGCCCUGGAAGCAGAGCUGGAGUUCCCUGGCUCUGUGAAUCAGCUGCUGGAGUGGCCUCGUGCUGUCCCCCUGUCCCUGUGGCCUUUCCCCGUGCCCCUGCCCUGGUGACAUUCCUCCCAUCCCUCCUGCCCUGGUGACAUCCUUCCCGUGCUCCGGACCCAAGUCAGGUUUUUUUGAGCAGACGAAAUACCUCAGAUAUGUAACUUGUUGGGUUGGUUUUGUUUGUGUUGGGUUGGUUUUGUUUUCGUUUUGUUUUUUUUUUUUUUUUAUCCUCUUCAGGAAGUAUUGGCAUAUCCUAUCGCUUGGGGGUUUUCAUAGGUGGGUUUGCUGACUUUGUGUUUGCUUCUGUUUGUAUUCACUUUUAAAUGCAUCACCAAAGACAGGGAGUUCAAACAAGGCUGAGCAGAGGAGCAGAGGCUUCCCCACCCUCCAGGAGCAGAAUUCCAGCAUUAUCCCAGGACAUGUGCAUGGCAGGACAGCGGGAAAACGGGCCAGGAGUGAUCGCUUUCCCGAGCUCCGGGCUUUCCUGCUGCCCCGCAGUCCUGAGGACUCUCUGGGAUCAGGAGAAGGGAAUGCACAUGUCCUGAGGGGGAUGCUGCUCCCGGCUGUCCCAGCCUGCUGCUUUCAGAGGGAGCCGUGCCCUCCCUGUGGGCGGGGAGGGGGGGGGAAGCCGGGCUGACCCCGUGGCAUUUCAUCCCCGCAGACUCCCAGAGGAUUUUCUGGGACUCAAACAGAUGAUUUUUUUAAAUCUCUUUUGUUUUGUUUUGUUUUGGUUGUUUUUUUUUUUUCAUUAUUAUUUUAUUCGGGCGUGGGGUUGGGGCUGUUUCCUCUGAGUGGGACUGGGGCACUUUUCUGCUUUUCCCGGCUGCUCCGGGGUGGGGUUGCUUUGUCUCACUUGCUAACGUCGUGUUUUCUUGCACAGAAAGGCACUCGAAUCACUGAACUGCUUGGACACUACUAGAGUAUUAAUGUUUAUAAGCUUUACUCAACCUAGACUGGAACUAGCCAGGGACUAACAGAUUGUUUUGUAUCCAAUUCAGGGAAAGAAUCAGGUCGGGAAGCGUUAACAGAUACCUCAGUUAAAUAAGCUGCAACAAUAAACCGGUCCUUUUCCCAGCCCAGGGUGACAAGGACCAUCCAGACUGUGAAGAGUUAACCCUUUCCCUCAGCCUGGCUUUGGCCCUGGCAGCCUGAGCUGCGGGUCUCCUGCUGAGCUGCCAGGCUUUGGGUUCGGGGUGCUGGAAACCAGCAGCAGAGCGGGGAAGGCUGAGCGGGGUCCGCCCCAGCCCCGGGCAGUACUCAGGGUUUGAUGCUGCGAGCAGGACGUUCCCGAGGGCAGCGCUCCUCCGCUUUGCAGCGUCGCUCCAUCCUCUCCCCCAGCUCCACACACCGGCCACAAACCCCCAGCUCUCUCCCCCCGGCUCUUCCAGGGGAGGGGGGGGGAGGAGGGAAGCAGCCCCGGGGCUGCGGGGAAGGCAGGGAGGGAGGGUGGCAUCGGGGGAGUCUGCGUGUGCCUGCUCGGCCCCGCGGCCAACGCGGGGACUGCGAUCGGAUGUUCUCUCCAAACAGCUGCAGCAGCCUUGCUAACUAGUUUUCUUACCUAUUUAAAAGAGAAAAAAAAAUAAUAAAAUAAGUAAAUAAAAACAAAUGUGAUAGCCUAGGCGGUGGAUAAAUACCUCAACGUCUCCUUCCAACAAGUGUCUGUAUAUGUUGUUGUUGGGUUUUUUCUAUCUUACAGGUUAUCUGAAUGUUUAUAUUCCAAUAAACUUCUACCUCUUCA